UUUGAGUUAACAAGAUGUCUCAAAGUGCUGUGGCUGAUCAGGAAGUGCCCAACAGGGCUUAUGUGACCUUUUUGGCUGGCAAUGGAGAUUAUGUGAAGGGUGUGGUGGGUUUAGUCAAGGGUUUGAGGAAAGCAGAAUCCGCUUACCCUUUGGUUGUGGCCAUCCUGCCUGAUGUGCCCCAAGAGCACCGGGAUAUUCUUGAAUCUCAGGGCUGUAUUGUCCGGGAGAUCCAACCGGUAUAUCCGCCUGCCAACCACACCCAGUUUGCCAUGGCCUAUUAUGUUGUCAACUACUCCAAGCUUCGUAUUUGGGAGUUUGUGGAGUAUGACAAGAUGGUAUACUUGGACGGAGAUAUUCAAGUAUUCGAGAAUGUAGAUCACCUUUUUGAUUCCCCGAAUGGGUAUUUGUAUGCUGUCAUGGACUGUUUCUGUGAAAAGACAUGGGCUAACUCGCCUCAGUACAAGAUUGGAUACUGCCAGCAGUGCCCUGAGAAGGUUCACUGGCCAGCAAAGUUAGGCUCGCCACCUCCGCCUUACUUCAACGCCGGCAUGUUUGUGUUUGAGCCUAAUCCUUUUACCUACCAUGAUCUACUUCAGACCCUCAAGAUCACCACUCCAACUUCAUUUGCUGAGCAGGACUUCCUCAACAGUUUCUUCAGGAAUGUCUACAGGCCUAUCCCUCCUGUUUACAACCUUGUUUUGGCUAUGCUGUGGCGCCACCCUGAAAAUGUGGACCUCGACAAAGUCAAGGUUGUUCAUUAUUGUGCUGCGGGAUCAAAGCCUUGGAGGUACACUGGGGAGGAGGAGAACAUGCAAAGGGAAGAUAUCAAGGUUCUGGUGAAGAAGUGGUGGGAAAUAUACGAGAAUGAGUCUCUGGAUUACAAGAAUUGCAGGCCUGAGCAGGGUAACAUGAAACCUUUGGUUUCCACUCUGCCUGCAGCUAAUCCCCUUCUUCAGCAGGGAAGCAGUAGUGGUCCAUCUGCAGCUUGAUUAGGAUAUAUCUAGUAUAUUAGGUAAUUAUAUAGAUUUGGUGGAACUCAUGAAAAUAUUUUACGCAUGUGUGUUGACUUUGAAAACUUGUAAUGUUUAUGCUAUUUUAUUAUUGAAGUAAAUGAAACUGGAAUUUUAAUAGUUUGCUUUGAGCCCAAUUUAAGCUUCUUCUAGCCCAACGUAUCUUAUCGUGUACAGUUUCUUUGGGUUCCAACUCUGUAGCCCAUCCACACAUUAUAGAACUGUGGAAAUGACCACAAUGGCUUUGUAAGUCUUUGACCGAUGAAGUGAAAUGAAAAGCAGUUGAUGUUCAGUUGUUGAGGGGAGAGAAGCGUCAACCAAACUGAUUACUUUGCGAGAGAGAGAGAGAGAGAGAGGAGGAAGAAACAGUGGGAAGGAAGACAAAAGGGGUUGUGAAGCACGUAUUGCUGGCGAAGUUCAAAGAUGAAACAACACCUGAGAAGAUUGAGGAACUCAUCAAAGGCUAUGCCAAUCUUGUCAAUCUCAUUGAACCUAUGAAAGCUUUUCAAUGGGGCAAGGAUGUUAGCAUUGAGAACCUGCAUCAAGGUUUCACUCAUGUGUUUGAAUCCACAUUUGAAAGUACUGAGGGCCUUGCAGAAUAUGUAGCUCAUCCUGUUCAUGUCGAAUUCGCGAACUUGUUUUUAGGCCACCUGGAGAAAGUCCUUGUAAUCGACUACAAGCCCAUGAUUGCUCGUUGCUAAGUUAAACAGUAUAGAACCUGUUGUCAAGCGUCCUGCAAUAUAGUUUCUGAAUGUUGAGAUUUUCACGCAUUCUGGUCAUGUCUGUUGGAUUAAAUAAAAAGACAUCUUGUAUCAAUGUGAUAGAGAUACUGUUCUCGUUCUCCUUG
Messenger RNA from Theobroma cacao (cacao), 1857 nucleotides. RefSeq names its product galactinol synthase 1-like. NCBI's taxonomy places the organism in Eukaryota, Viridiplantae, Streptophyta, Magnoliopsida, Malvales, Malvaceae. Gene Ontology annotation, molecular function: glycosyltransferase activity. The record is from RefSeq and is a predicted model, not a curated record.